AUGCUGGAUCACAUCGGGUCAUUAGACACUCUGCCGCAGGCGCGACGAAUCUCAGGCACAGAAUGUAAAAUCCUGUUAUAUUGGGCAGGUAGUGCUGCCCGUCUCUUCUCUUACCUCGCACCUUCAUCGGAAGGGGGAUUCAGCGACUGGGAAUCGAUUGCCCACAAGUAUUUCUCCGACGAGACCCUGCGCCAGGGAAGGAGCUUUGAUGAAAUAGUUGAGCAAGUCUGCGUUGCCAAAAAUGGACAUGAUGCUUUCAAUGGAACCGUGAUAAGCAUUCCUGGUUGUAAGGAGAUUUAUGACUAUGAACGAGAAUUCGGCGAGUUUGGCAUGAUUAGGACAGUCUCUUCAUUGCUCCGGGAGACCGUUACGCUUGUCCAAGCCACUGAUGGCAUCAUCUGUGCUUCAGCGAUGGCACUAGAAGGAGAAACUCUUACUGCUUGCAACAAGUAUACUACUGUAUAUCCUGUUGGAGUUCAGAUAGGACCAAAGAACUGGUCCCGGGACGGAUCGAUUGAGGAUGAGAGAAUACGAUCUUAUCUUGAUCGCCAUGCCAAGGACGAGGCAAUCGUCAUCUCAUUUGGGUCUAUGGUCUUCCCCACCAAUCGCGCCAAUUUUCAGGCUCUUAUAUCCACCUUGAAUGACAUGAAGUAUCCAUUCAUUUUGAUCAUUGGGGGGAUGCAUGCGAAGAAAUUCAUCGAUGCUUCAGACAUAGAAAAUAUUCAGAGCAGCGGAGUCGGCCUUGUGUGCGAUACAUGGGUCGAUCAACAAGCAGUUCUCCAGCAUCCGUCGGUAGGAUUUUUACUUGCCCACGGUGGGUGGAAUUCGAUGAUGGAAAGCUUUGUCCAGGGCAUCCCACUCGUGGGCUGGCCGCUAGCUCCUGGAGAUAAUGCUAUCAACGUGGCAUUGGCGUCAACGAGGGAUAGACCUAUUGCAUUUGAGAUCAUGCAGAUCAGGACCGGCAGCGCCAAAGCCAAAGCAAGACGAGGAGGCCCUGAUAUCAUUGGUAGCGAAGAGGCUGUAAGACAAGAGUUUGAGGAAAUCUUGCGCAAGACAAAAGAAGCCGAAGGCAAACGAAUCCGUGAAAAUACCCAGAAUCUUGCUGCUGAGCUAAGAACAGAAAGGAGGGAAGCUGCUCGGCAAGUGAUUACCACCUUGGCAUUUAUUUGA
Molecule: messenger RNA, 1170 nt
Organism: Colletotrichum aenigma
Lineage: Eukaryota; Fungi; Ascomycota; Sordariomycetes; Glomerellales; Glomerellaceae
Product: UDP-glycosyltransferase
Exons: 5
Coding region: 1-1170 (389 amino acids)
Molecular function (GO): UDP-glycosyltransferase activity
Source: RefSeq, a predicted model, not a curated record